AUUAUCAACCCCGAUUCACAUGCAUGCAAUCGUAGAACUCAUCCCCACCAUUGCUGCUGGUGCGUGCAAGUAGCCCGUUCUGCCUUUGCACAUGGAAAGGCAGGAGGACCACCAAGGUCGAGAUGACGCGGAUGAUCGCGCCAUCUCGACCCUAGUGUUACCGCCGCCUCCUGGGCAAGGGCAACGCCAACAGGACACCUACAUCGUCCAAUUCCCAAAGGACCAAGUCUACCACGUGCCGCCGCGCGAGAAUGCCCUCAUCGCCGAGAAAUACCGGAACCCAACAAAACCAAAGAAAAGGGAAUGCAAUUGCGGUUGCUUCUCUCCCCGUGUGUUGAUCACCACCGCCAUAAUAAUCAUCUCCAUCCUCGCCAUUGUUGGCAUUACCCUUGCCACCUUGUUCUUAAUCUACAAACCAACCAAACCCAAAUUCGAGGUCACCCAUAUUUCGGUGAAGACCGUGCGCGGUGGCAAGAAUUCGCCACCACCGCCACCGCAGUACGAGAUUACGUUGACGGCCCACAACCGCAACAAGAAGUUGGGGCUGCAGUACGCCAACAAUGCGGAUAUUUCUAUGACGACGUUCGAAAAUACUAAGGUUGCAAGGGGAACGUGGUUCCCAGCGCUGAAACAAGAGAAAGGUAAUUCGACGGAAGUUAAUAUUAAUCUGACGGGGACGAGUGAACGGUUGCAUAGGGCAUUGGAGAAAUCGAAGAAUGUUACUCUGGAUUUGGAUAUGAAACUUUGGGUAAAGAUGACAACCGUGAGAAUGAAGACAGGGCCUCUCGAGUCUAAGAUUGCAUGCAAGAUUAUGGUUAGCAAUCUUGGCAACGGUACCAAGAUCUUGUCACAGGAUUGUGGCACUCAGAUCAAGAUUGGUUAGAAGGAUAAUGCAAUGGGAUGAAAUCUAUGGAUCGUAACCUUUUUCUGUAGAAGUGCAAGGUACUUUUUUUUUGGGUCGUUCAAGAGGUACCCUAUAGUGUUUUUGGGGCUAUAUUUGAUUAAUUGGGCUUUUAUCCAUUAAAUAUGUUCAUGUAAUACUUUCAAGCGUUUUUGCAUAUGGAUAUGGGUCAAUCCCACACAAAAACAAAAUGUUGACAUUUUACCCACGACUGUACAAAGCUAAAACAGCCUAAAAAUUCAUGUAAAAAAAAAAAAAA
This is a messenger RNA of Arachis ipaensis, 1160 nucleotides long. The record is from RefSeq and is a predicted model, not a curated record. NCBI's taxonomy places the organism in Eukaryota, Viridiplantae, Streptophyta, Magnoliopsida, Fabales, Fabaceae.